Molecule: messenger RNA, 1134 nt
Organism: Daphnia pulex (common water flea)
Lineage: Eukaryota; Metazoa; Arthropoda; Branchiopoda; Diplostraca; Daphniidae
Source: the annotation of a RefSeq genome assembly
AUGGCAACUCUCCGAAAUACUCAUCCCCUAAUAAAAAUUCUUAACAGAGCCGUAGUGGAUCUCCCUGCACCCUCAAAUAUCUCAAGAUGGUGAAAUUUUGGUUCAUUGUUAGGUCUCUGUUUAGUUACCCAGAUUUUUACUGGAAUUUUCCUAGCUAUACAUUACACCCCCCACGUUGAAAUAGCAUUUUCAAGUGUCAUUCAUAUCAUCCGAGAUGUAAAUUAUGGCUGACUUUUACGUACGAUUCAUGCUAACGGAGCUUCCUUUUUUUUCAUUUGUCUGUAUCUCCACGUUGGACGUGGACUAUACUACGGGUCUUACUUAUUCUUACUCACUUGAUUCUCAGGGAUUUUACUUCUCCUCCUAACUAUGGCAGCCGCUUUCAUGGGAUACGUUCUUCCUUGGGGGCAGAUAUCUUUCUGGGGGGCCACUGUAAUUACCAAUUUACUCUCUGCUAUCCCUUAUAUAGGAGAUAUAAUUGUUCAAUGACUGUGGGGAGGCUUUGCUGUAGAUAAUGCGACCCUCAACCGGUUUUUUAGCUUUCACUUUCUGAUCCCCUUCAUUAUUAUAGGAGUAGUUAUUAUUCACCUCUUGUUCCUCCACCAGACAGGGUCAAAUAAUCCUCUUGGUCUUAAGAGAGAUUCUGAUAAAAUCCCUUUUCACCCCUACUUUACUAUUAAAGAUUUAGUAGGAUUCCUCUUCAUAUUAAGAUUUUUAAUUAUUUUAACACUAUUAGCCCCUAAUUUGCUAGGAGACCCAGAAAACUUUAACCCAGCCAAUCCUCUGGUUACCCCUGUACAUAUUCAACCUGAAUGAUAUUUUUUAUUUGCCUACGCAAUUCUUCGAUCGAUCCCUAAUAAGUUGGGGGGGGUUCUAGCCCUUUUAUUGUCAAUCUUAAUCCUAGCCAUCAUGCCAAUUUGGCAUAAGAGAGAAAUAAAGGGAUUAGAAUUUUACCCAUUUAAUAAGUUUUUAUUUUGAUCACUAAUCGGGACUGUAUUUAUUUUAACCUGAAUCGGAGCAAAGCCUGUAGAAGACCCCUACGUUUUAGUGGGCCAGCUUUUUACCGCCAUCUACUUUAGAUACUUUAUUCUAGCCCCUCUUACUUUAAAAAUUUGGGAUAAAAUCCUAGCAUAA